GAGUUGCAUGGCAAGCAACAAAAAGUUAAGUAAGAAACGUGAGCAGGAAAUGGAGCCCACAGUUGCCAUUCGCCCGCAAGGCUUUGCCAUUGAGCAACUACGUCAAACACUUGAUCACUCGAGUCUGAAGGACAAAACGCUGUUUGUGCACAUCACGGACAAUGUGCUGGAGCUUAUCGAUGGCAUUGGUCAGCUGAUGUCACGCGAGGAGAUCGAAUUUGGUGCCGAACCGUUGGCAACGUUGCACGUGACUGGCAUGAUGGUGUACAUGAUGCAUCACGAUGAUUUGGCCAGCACCCAAGUGCAGCGCACGAUGUUCAUGCAGCGCUGCUUCGAUUACAUGGCCUGCACCGAGGAGACGCAUGUGCAUGAGUUGUGUGGCCAAAUCCUUUGCAUGCUGGACAUCAAUGACUCGGACAUUAUGCUGAAUCUGAUCAUUUGUUGUCGCAGUGCCAGCCCCUUGAAUACUAUGGCUCAAAUUGUCUGCAAUUGCCUGCUGUGGGCCAUGCUCGAUAAACUCACGGAUUUGGGCUUCGAUUCGUAUCGGUUGCGUGCCUAUCCCGAAAUGAUGAUGGCCAUUGCCAUGGUGAAUCCCUUGGACUAUCUGCAAAACUAUUUGCACUCACUCAAUCUGAUUGUGCGCGUCAUUGCCGCACUUUUGAUGGCUGGGCCGUAUGGCUCCAUUGAGAAACUGCGCAAUGAAGUGGGGCUGCCACUCGAUAUGCUGGUGCUGCCCACCGAUGAUGCUGCCGUACUCUUUCGCUGGCUCAACACCAUUGUGAAGGAGCUGCGCAGCGAGCUCCAAGUGCGCGAUAGUCGUGUCCAGGAGCGCAUGGUUGUGUUGGAGACAACGUGUGAGCUCAUGAAAUUGGUGCACGCCAAUCUCACCGAGUUCUAUCAACAACUCUACAGCUGCACGGACUUUGACAACGACGAUGGCUUCGUUUCGGAUCAACCAUGUGAUGAGCAUGGCGAAGAUUUCGAGUGGUUGUUGUAAAACUUAUUUCUAUGUAUUAUAUUAAAUCUAUUAUUUAAUAGUACACUUA
Molecule: messenger RNA, 1046 nt
Organism: Drosophila albomicans
Lineage: Eukaryota; Metazoa; Arthropoda; Insecta; Diptera; Drosophilidae
Exons: 3
Coding region: 8-997 (329 amino acids)
Source: RefSeq, a predicted model, not a curated record